AUGUCGAGCAGGGAUGAAUGGAUCAUCUCCCAAGCAGCGCCCUCCCUGCAAGAUCUGAGCAAUAUGUCCGUGAAAUGUCACCUCGACGACGCUAUCACCAUUUGUCGUUAUCUCAACAGAGAGAUGAAUGCAGAGUCUGCUGCAAGAUUGAUUACUACCAUGGCGAGGCGAGAAGCCACAGGCGACCCCGACGCUAGACCCGUUGUUGUGGUCCGGAUAAUGAGACUUAUCGCCGAAUGCUUGAUCCAUUUCGACCAGGAGCGCGAGAUGAUCCUGGAUCUACUCAUCGCCAUCCAGGAUCUACCAUCCGACGGAAGAUACCAUUGGUGGAAAUUGCCAAGUUUCGAAGCACAAUGGACACGCUGCUUUUUCGAAAAAUUGGAAAAUGUUGACGCGACAGAUGUCGCCUUUUUCAAAACCACUGGGUACUUGGAAGCGACUAUGUAUCUCCGUGGUAUCUUUUCCAUCACUGAAGAUUGGGGAUGCAGAGCACUCAAUACAGUGUGUAUGGAGCAGAAGGAAUUUGAAGGUCUCGUUCACGAAUCCUAUCAAUGGCUCAAAAUCGCCGGGCCAAAAUUGAUCGAGAAUCUACAGUCAGCUCAGGUGAAGUCUUUCAAUAGAGCUGUACGAGGUCGGAGUGACAAGAUUUACAUGAUGGAGGUUACCAUGUAUGAGCACUGGGAGCACUGGAAGAAGAGAUUCCUGCAAGUCAGUCAUGACGAGGAUUUUCUAUCGCCUGAGGCCAGACAGGUGGCAAAAGAGUGUCAUGAAAUUAUGAAGGGCCUUGUCAUGAAGCAACCUGCAAUCCCGUCAGAGAAAUGA
This is a messenger RNA of Fusarium poae, 822 nucleotides long. RefSeq lists its product as uncharacterized. The transcript has a single exon. The coding region runs from base 1 to 822 and encodes 273 amino acids. NCBI's taxonomy places the organism in Eukaryota, Fungi, Ascomycota, Sordariomycetes, Hypocreales, Nectriaceae. The record is from RefSeq and is a predicted model, not a curated record.